Psilocybe cubensis is the source of this 1101-nucleotide messenger RNA. RefSeq lists its product as uncharacterized. NCBI's taxonomy places the organism in Eukaryota, Fungi, Basidiomycota, Agaricomycetes, Agaricales, Agrocybaceae. The transcript has a single exon. The coding region runs from base 1 to 1101 and encodes 366 amino acids. The record is from RefSeq and is a predicted model, not a curated record.
AUGAACACAACAGCAUUUUCUCAGAACUGGAAUGGGACUGUCAACCCAAAGCUUAUACAAGGCGACUACCAUCCAUAUUCACUCAACAACCCAUGGGUUAGCAAUGGUGGCAACCCUCUAAAGACUGAACAAAGUCUCAAUGCAAAUCCUUUCUUCCGUCAGUACGCAGAGGACGCCUUCCUUCCUAAUUAUACUUCCCCGGCUCCCGACUACUCGUAUAAUUUCCAGGACCUUUUCAAUACAAACUACGCACAAGAUUCCUCAUCGCUUUUGCAACCUUUCCAACCAAACGCUUCUCUGUCGCAGAUACCGACACAGGCUAUUAACGCGCAUGAUCAGAUCGACGUUGCUCCUUUCGAAUUUCCUCCAUUCACGCAAUUUGAUCCAACUAUGAAUUUACCACCAGUCCAGUCUAUCUUUGACGAAUCUUUCGUUGGUACCUUGGACGCUACUUCCACUCCACCCGUUCCAAGCCUGCUGGACCGCGAACAUGUUCCCCUGGCUGGACUCUCGGAGGGGACAGCGCUCCCUGAUGCUGAACCUUUCCAAAGUGGAAAACGUAUGUCAAUUGCUAUUAAGAUAGAAGAUUGUUCGAGUGCCUUACCCUCCACUGAAGCUUCCCCGCCAUCGUCCAGAACUGCCCCCACUUCAGCUGCUAUCUCUUUCCAGUGCUUCACCUCCGCCGACUUCACUAAUUCUUCCCAUGCCUCUGCUCUGGUCCCCACAAGGCGUCGCUCUAAGUUCAUCAAGGAAGACCCAAACUGCGGAUAUUUUGUCGAGUAUGAUGCACUAGGGAAGAAAUUCUACCAGUGCAAAACAUGCCCCAAUAUGGGAACUUACCACAGAGGCGAUAUGUGUCGCCACCAGAUGUCGAGUAAGCACAAGGCCCCCAGCUUUUGUUGCACCUUGUGCGACAAGAAGUUCACCCGCCCGGAUGCCCUCAAGCGUCAUAUGAGUCGGGAGAAUGCGCACAUACCCAAACCUAGACGAAAGUACAUGGGGCCCGUAAAUGCUGAAGUGACAGAGGGGAGACCAUUGAAGUGGGCAAGGAUUGGCGGUUUCACUGGAAGCGAUCUCCUUGAAUCCCAGGCUCACUUCUAA